Radiomyces spectabilis is the source of this 540-nucleotide messenger RNA. RefSeq lists its product as uncharacterized. NCBI's taxonomy places the organism in Eukaryota, Fungi, Mucoromycota, Mucoromycetes, Mucorales, Radiomycetaceae. Gene Ontology annotation, molecular function: calcium ion binding. The annotation marks the transcript as partial. The record is from RefSeq and is a predicted model, not a curated record. The transcript is spliced from 4 exons.
GGUGCCCGCCCUGAUGUGAAUCCUCAGCUAUUGGAAUGGUUCAAGGCCGUAGACACUGACAGGUCCGGCCAACUGACUGUGGAUGAGUUGCAACGUGCUCUCAUCAACGGCGACUGGAGUCCCUUCAAUAUCGAAACUGUGCGUACAAUGGUCAAUAUGUUUGAUACUGAUAACACGGGAACCAUCAAUUUCAACGAGUUUGCGGGAUUAUGGAAGUACAUUGAGGAUUGGAAACGAUGCUUCCAAGCUUUCGAUGCGGAUGGCUCCGGUUCGAUCGAUCAGGCGGAAUUGGGAAAUGCGUUCCGCACAUUUGGUUACAACGUUUCAGAUAAAUUUCUCAAGCUGUUGAUUCAAAAGUUCGAUCGAUACGGUACUGUAAAAACAGGUCGUGGCACUGUUACAUUCGAUAACUUUGUGCAGGCAUGUGUCACGGUAAAGACUUUGACCGAUUCCUUCCAAAGCUUUGACACCGAUCGUGAUGGCUGGAUUCAGAUUAAUUACGAACAGUUCUUGGAGCUUGUUGUUCGCCAGCGUGCUUAA